This is a messenger RNA of Lytechinus pictus (painted urchin), 2419 nucleotides long. RefSeq names its product allograft inflammatory factor 1-like. The transcript has 6 exons. The record is from RefSeq and is a predicted model, not a curated record. Gene Ontology annotation, molecular function: calcium ion binding; actin filament binding. Lineage: Eukaryota; Metazoa; Echinodermata; Echinoidea; Temnopleuroida; Toxopneustidae. Gene Ontology annotation, biological process: actin filament bundle assembly; ruffle assembly. Bases 1 to 795 code for a protein of 264 amino acids. Gene Ontology annotation, cellular component: actin filament; ruffle membrane.
AUGAGAAAUAGGGAAGGAAGAGUAGAAGUAGGAGAAGAAGAAGAAGGAGAAGAAGAACAAGGAGAAGAAGAAGAGGAAGGAGGAGGAGGAGGAGAAGAAGGAGAAGAAGAAGAAGGAGGAGAAGAAGAAGAAGGAGGAGGAGAAGGAGAAGGAGGAGCAGGAGACCAAGAAGAAGAAGGAGGAGGAGGAGGAGAACAAGGAGGAGAACAAGAAGAAGAAGAAGAAGGGAAAAAAAGAAGAAGAGGGAGAAGGAGAAGAGGAAGAAGGUGGAGGAGGGGGUUGAAUGCAGACCACAGAGGAGGAGGAGGGGAACAAGGUGUAAGUCUAUAUAAAUACACAUUUAAUCACAAUUUUGUUUUCUAUCUUCUCAAUUUAGGUGGCAAGGACUGGGGAAAGGCGAAAGAACGACAAGAAGGACUUUUAGAUUCAGAAAUCGAGGCUAUAAUACAAGAAAAUGAUUACAAGGAUGUCGAAGACCUAGAAGAGAAGUUACAAUCGUUUAAAGGAAAAUUUAUAUUAUACGAUCUCGAUUGCAACGGAGAACUCGAUGAUAAUGAUGUGUCGCAUAUGAUGGAGAAAUUAGGGCAGCCCAAGAACCAAAUCGAGAUCAGGAAGAUGAUCAAAGAAAUCGACCUCAACAAUAGUGGGACCAUCAACUUCCGGGAGUUCGUUACAAUGAUGCUAGGUAAAAAGAGCAGCAUCAUGAGAGUGAUUCUAAUGUUUGAAGAAAAGAACAAGCCCAAGGAGAAACCAACAGGCCUACCUCCCAAGAAAUCCUUCGCAGAUCUUCCGUGAAACUCACCCCAAACCAACAAAAUAUGCAAUUCAUUUUGGUUAUAUUUUAUUUAAUAUUCGAAAUCGUUGGCUGUAUCGCUUCUGUACAAAUCUCGGGAUGUAUAUAGGGGCAUGUUGAAUUUUGGAUACAGCGAAAUGGAAUACUGUGUUUUAUGUUUAUUGUUCCGGUCAAAUGGCCAAAUUUUUACCUUAAAAGUAAAUCAGUGUGAAUUGAUAACAUACUAAAACCAAAUAAUCAACUCCUUUUGAAGUUUUUAGAAAACAGCUUUUAUAGUACAUUGCAUAUUUUAGUAAACUGUUAUUUUAUUUACUUUAUAGUACUUAGUUAAUUUUAAUGGCAAUCCUUCACGAUAGAUUUUUAUCACCAUUACUUAUUUAUCAUUUAAAUUACAAAAAGUCCCUAAAUUAUGAUAAAAUUAUCUUUCUAUAUUAAUUUCACAUCGAUUUGGUAAGACAAUUUUAUCAAUUGAUUAAUUUACCAUCUGAUCUACUUUCAUAUCACAGGGUCAGAGAAGUAAUUUUUUUUUCAUAAUGAAGAUCAUCAGUUGAAUAUAUUUAUGAACAAAGUUAUAAUAUAUGUAUAGAUGAUUCGUGCUUGAAUAGCUUGUUAAAUAGUCGCUUGUACGUACUGUAUACAUUAUGCAUAUAUUUGCCUGAUUUAUGUGUACAAUUGGCAUUCAUGAAUGAAGUAUGUUUUUUAACAGCGAAAAAAUGGGUCAAUUCGAUAAUACCUUGGUUUUUAACAAACCGAAUAUUAAUGUGUUCUCCUUGGGUACAACGUAAAAAUGAGGCUCAUUUUAACCGUAUAUUUCAUGGCGUUUGUGAUCUUAUUUAAUAAUUGUUGUCAUUUGAAAUAAUGAGGUUUACUUUUUGAAGACUUAGAUUAUGAUGAAAUAACGUUUUAGAAAAUGUAAUACAGUGGCCGUGGAACGAAGGGGGGGGGGGGGGUUCGACCCCCGCUAUUUUCAGUAACGUUGUACCAAAACAUGUAAAUGACCAUCAAAUUUGAUUUUAUUCAUGUUCAGCCCACGCUUCAAAAGUCGUUCCGCGGCCUCUGCAAUACUGUACGCGCAAACAAGUGGUUUUGACUCUCAUUUCAAUCAGAAAGUUACGAGUUCGAAGCCAAUGCUAAAGCUGAAAAUUGAUUUCCGUUGUGCUGCAUUCCACCUACAUUCCUACAUACAAAUGGUAUCAAUUUCUUGUUUUGUUUACAUUGUAUGGGGUCAAUGUGUGCACAAGAAGACGAAACAUCGGUCGUCAAAGACAUAAUGCCCACAUUCCAUCCCCACCCCCCCCCCCUCCGUCGUAUGUCCGUUGAAAACCAGGAAGGUGAGAUAUAUACAUUUUCUUCAUUCUAUUCAACAACCCCACCCUACCAUUUUCAUUCGUUUAUUCUGCAAAAGAUGUUUGCGUGAAUUAUGUCCUCCUUGUUCUGAUUACCUGUAAAUUGUAUUUUUCGUCUCAUGUUGUAUAGCAAUAAGACUGGGUAUAUCAACUUCAGUAUUUUGAUUAGAUAUCAUGCCUAUUCGUUUUUAUGCUCGGUCUGUGAGACUCACAGUUGUAAUCAUAUUCACCUUUAUCAUGGGGUAUGUGAAAAAUAGAUAAUCAUUGUAUUUGUUAACAA